UCAGUCUCCUCGCGAUGCUCUGGCGUUGAUCUUCGCCGAUCUUCACGUGCUAACCGAGAAAUAUGGAAAAUUUUAUAAUGACAUACCGCAAAAAUAUGUGAACGGUUUCAAAAACAAUAAUAAUUAAUACUCAAUGACCAAUAAAACAAUAGCAAUGUGUAAUUGAUGGACUUGCUGCCAUGACCAAAAUAUAAUUAGCAGCAAAUAUAUAAACAGUGCAUCAAGGCAAAAUUCGUUUAUUCCAGUGGGCGUGGCCGGUGGGCGUGUGUGUGUGUUUUGGCCGCUGACAAAAGUGCAAUUGGAAUCGGAUUCGAGCGAAGAUACGGAAAAUCGGGGCAACACAACCGAUACGGACCAAACUCAAGUGGCCAGGAUAGGCGGCGAAAAGGAGGCGAAGGCGGAGGCGGAGGCGGCUGUGGAGGCGUGGUGGCAGUCAUGACAAUGUCCUCGACGUCGACAGCGACUGCGACGUCGACAGCGACUGCGACGCUGGACGAGGCGAACGCCACUGUUGGCGAAAUGUUUUCGGAUGCGGAUAUGGCGGAAGUGCGGCAUGUUGUCCAACGCAUUUUGGUGCCGUGCGUUUUUGUUAUUGGACUAUUGGGAAAUUCAGUGAGCAUUUAUGUUUUGACGCGAAAGCGCAUGAGAUGCACGACGAACAUAUAUCUAACGGCACUGGCCAUUACGGAUAUUGCCUACCUGACGUGCCAGUUAAUCCUGUCACUCCAGCACUAUGACUAUCCCAAGUAUCAUUUCAAGCUCUACUGGCAGCUCUAUGGCUAUUUUGUCUGGCUGUGCGACAGUUUCGGUUACAUCUCAAUUUACAUAGCCGUGUGCUUCACCAUCGAGAGAUUCAUUGCGAUACGCUAUCCGCUCAAGAGGCAAACAUUCUGCACGGAAUCGCUGGCCAAAAAGGUGAUAGCAGCGGUGGCCAUCUUCUGUUUGCUGUCCACACUAUCGACGGCAUUCGAGCAUACAAUUACGAUUGGUACUAGGCAGAUUGAUGACGCCUACCAGCCGUGCAACCAAACGGUGGCCAACAUCUCGCCCAUGCCGCCGCCACCCGUGGCAGUCACGCCCCCACUGGCCACGCCCCCGCUGCCCACGCCGGCGACCAUUUGGCAAUCGCCGGACUCCGCCAUGGAGUCCACGACGUCCGGCAGCUCUAAUCAGCUCGUCGACUGGGGCAGUGGCAGUGGUGAUGGAGAGCCAGAGAACAUUCCACGACAUCGCCGUCACUGGCAGUCAUCUGGAUUUGUGACGCUGCCCACACUGAGAAAAACGCUGGAGGAGCAGGAUCAGAAGGUGGCAGACGCGGCCCAGAGGUCAGGGGUCACAGAGAGUUUGCUGCAAUUGUGGCGUCGCAAGCGCAGCGCUGAGAAUCACAACAUCAACAAUACGGAUGCAUUCGCAUUUAACGUAACGGAAUACUGUCAAAAUGUGACCUAUUACAAUCAUGGUCUUUCGGAACUGGGCUAUGAUGAGCUAUACAGCUAUCUGUGGAACCUGUUCACCCUGCUGGUCUUCGUGGUAUUCCCCCUACUUCUAUUGGCCACCUUCAACUCCAUUCUCAUUCUAUUGGUUCAUCGGUCCAAGAAUCUGCGUGGUGACCUGACCAAUGCCAGCAGCAUAAGGCGCACAAAACGCAAAUCAAAUUCUGGACUAAAAGGCAGCGUAUCGCAGGAAAAUCGCGUGACGAUCACACUUAUUGCGGUGGUGUUAAUGUUCAUAGUUUGCCAAUUGCCUUGGGCGAUCUAUUUGAUAGUCAAUCAGUAUAUGGAAAUUCAAAUUGGCACUCAGGUGGUGGCGGGAAAUGUGUGUAACCUAUUGGCCUCCCUACAUGCGGCAUCCAAUUUUUUUCUAUACUGUGUACUUUCCGAUAAGUACCGAAAGACGGUUCGAGAACUGAUAACGGGAUAUCGCUAUAGACGUCGACAUGCGCGUAACAAUACGAGUCUCUAUGUGCCGCAUACAACGACUACACUGACCCAAAUAAAUGGCGAUCAUUAUGGUAGUAAUUAUGGCGGAGCCGGAAGUCGUCGAAAUCGUAAUACGGGUCGCCUGAUAGCGUGAAUAGUGAAUAUUUAUAAUAAAAUAUUUAUGGUUUUAAACUCCAUGAGAGGAGUGAUAGAUGAUAUCAUGAAACUUCUCAUGAAACACGAGAAGAGGGCUUUAAAUUUGCCAGCAAAUCACGCGGAAUCACAAGUGAGAUGAUUGAAUCAAAAGUGAUUCAGUUGAAGCGUGCGGUUAGCUGAAAAUUUAAUUUGUUAUAUCAAUCGAUAUCUAUGUAUAUCAGUCUCUCUAUAUAUACGAUAUAUAUAUACUACAUAACAUACAUUGUGCCAUAAUGUGAUGAUUAUAGAUUUAUGCUAGUUAACCUAAACGUAAUUGUUAUCCUAAGUACUAAACGCAUCAAAUCAAAUACACGCAAAAUACACAUACACACACAUACAAAUUAACAAAGGCCCAUUGAGAGUUUUGCUAUUCGCCCGUCCCACGGGGCGUAUGAAUAACGCAUCAAUGCAUAUUAACUUGGUGCCCAACAAAUUGUCGAAUAUGGUGGCAUAGUCCUUAGUUAGCAUAUCCUGCGAGACUGCGGCCAGUGGAAAAAGAUGCGAAAUGAAAGAGGAACUAUGCAGGAACAGAGAGAAAACAGGACCUUCUCAAUAUGAAGCUCGAAUCGUUGCAUUCCCUUCAGAUAACAACGGUUUCAAUAUUGUGUUGUAGCAUUUUUUGGGGCCAUAAACUAAUAAACAAUAUAUAUAUAUAUUUCCAAAACCAUUUUAUUCGCACAAACUUACGACAUACCAUCAAUUGUUUGCAAGGAUAGCAAAACAAGGUCGAGAUCUCGAUGAAAAGAUGUCCCCUUUUUACCUGCUAUUGCGUUAAUUGAAGUGUUGACAAUGGGCAGCUGCAAUCGCCAAAUCUCCAGUUGCCAGUUAGCAGCAGUUGAAUUGGGCUGACCGAUACCUAAUUGAAUGGCAGCCAAAAACCAGAUUCUUGCCCAUUUCCAGUUCCCAGCUUCCGGUUUUCCGCAUCCUGUUUGCUGGCCCAAAAAUGCCGUGCGAACAGCUGCUGCAAUCGAACUGCUGCAACUGCAGAUCCAACUAAGCCGAUAAUUGAAGGUGCUGGAUUUGGGCAGUGGGGAAUCUUUCAUGUCAACCUCAAACCGCCCAGCCUUCCAGGAUAAUUGGUUCGUUGGGAGCUGGGAGCUGGGAGUUCGGAUUGAGAGCUGGCCAUCGAUGGCGAAUGCUAAAAUACAAGUGAAAAUCUUUUUUGGAAUGCCGGCAAUAAAUUUCGAAAAGGGGAAAAUGUGGAAAAGCGAAAUCUAAACCAUCCACACACGGAAAGCCACACACAAACGUAAUGGAGUAACAAACAUUUGCGGUUUACUGCAUUGCUAUUUCCAUCCACACAUGCACAGCGGUGGUCACGAAAAUAGGUCUACUUCAGUAAAAUCCCAAAUUUCAUUUCAGAGAAUAGAGGUUUAUCUUAAAAAUAUUUAUCGC
Drosophila melanogaster (fruit fly) is the source of this 3509-nucleotide messenger RNA. It is a transcript of the gene Proc-R, whose product is annotated as proctolin receptor. Gene Ontology annotation, molecular function: G protein-coupled receptor activity. NCBI's taxonomy places the organism in Eukaryota, Metazoa, Arthropoda, Insecta, Diptera, Drosophilidae. Bases 436 to 2073 code for a protein of 545 amino acids. The transcript has 9 exons. Gene Ontology annotation, biological process: signal transduction; G protein-coupled receptor signaling pathway. The record is from RefSeq and is marked reviewed. Gene Ontology annotation, cellular component: membrane.